AGCACGGCCUUUGUGUCGGGGGAUGUCAGCGCGUCGGCGAAAGCGUCCACCAAUCGAAAAAGUCGUUGGUGUAUGCAAAUAAGGGCUCUAUGACGCAGAGACGCAGCGUGAAGCGUGGGUAUAAAAACGGAGGCGUCGGGGGGGUUUGGAGCGCAGAGCGGUUUGGUCGUUCGUUGGGAGAGCAUCUUUUCUUUGCUCCGAGACUGCGGCUCUUCCUUGGGCGGCAGAAGCGGCGCGGCGGUCUGAUAAGUGGCCUAAGACUUCGGCGUUGGGUAAAAGAAAAUGGCUCGAACCAAGCAGACUGCUCGUAAAUCCACUGGUGGGAAAGCCCCCCGCAAACAGCUGGCCACCAAAGCUGCCCGGAAGAGCGCCCCCUCUACCGGCGGGGUGAAGAAGCCUCAUCGCUACAGGCCCGGCACCGUGGCGCUUCGAGAGAUUCGUCGUUACCAGAAGUCGACUGAGCUGCUCAUCCGGAAGCUGCCUUUCCAGAGGUUGGUGAGGGAGAUCGCCCAGGAUUUCAAAACCGACUUGAGGUUUCAGAGCGCGGCCAUUGGCGCGCUUCAGGAGGCUAGUGAAGCGUACCUGGUGGGUUUGUUUGAAGAUACUAAUCUGUGUGCCAUCCACGCUAAGAGAGUCACCAUCAUGCCCAAAGACAUCCAGUUGGCUCGCCGGAUACGGGGGGAGAGAGCUUAAGUGAAGGCAGUUUUUAUGGCGUUUUGUAGUAAAUUCUGUAAAAUACUUUGGUUUAAUUUGUGACUUUUUUUGUAAGAAAUUGUUUAUAAUAUGUUGCAUUUGUACUUAAGUCAUUCCAUCUUUCACUCAGGAUGAAUGCGAAAAGUGACUGUUCACAGACCUCAGUGAUGUGAGCACUGUUGCUCAGGAGUGACAAGUUGCUAAUAUGCAGAAGGGAUGGGUGAUAUUUCUUGCUUCUCAUGAUGCAUGUUUCUGUAUGUUAAUGACUUGUUGGGUAGCUAUUAAGGUACUAGAAUUGAUAAAUAAAUGUGUACAGGGUCCUUUUGCAAUAAAACUGGUUAUGACUUGAUCCAAGUGUUUAACAAUUGGGGCUGUUAAGUCUGACCAUACAUCACUGUGAUAGAAUGUGGGCUUUUUCAAGGGUGAAGAUACAAGUCUUAACCACAGUGUAACUUACAGUUUCCUAAAAAAAAAAAAAAAAAAAAAGUAAACCUGGCAGCUAUAGAAUACACUAUGUGCAUUUAUAAUAGCUAUUUUAUAUAUUGUAGUGUCAACAUUUUUAAAUUAAAUGUUUUACAUUCACAAGUGGUGGGGAGUCUGUCAUUAAGGUGUGUGUAAUAUAGAGUCCAGUUGGUUUUCUCCUAACUUGACUGCACUUGUUUUCAUAGUAGUACGAUGCUAUGCGCAUUAUACCUUGCUUAAGUCCUCAUUCUACCACAUGUUAACUAACCCUCUAGCUGAUAAUGCAAACACUAACUGGGGGAUUUUUAUUUAUAAGGGCUCUAGAAUAAAAUACGAGUUAUUCACAUCAGCAUCAUCUGUUAUUAAUAUUCUGAAGAACUAGUUAGUGCAGCUUUUCAUUGUGUUGUGGUUGGUCUCGCAUAACUAGGUUGAGUUUUGCUCCUCUAAGAGGAGACGAUUUCUAAGUUCUUUUCCUUGUGGAGUUUGUAUUACAACCCUUAGUGUAAACUUGCUGUAGGGGAAGGGGAGCACACAGCUCCAGCUCAUUGAACCUCUGCUAUUAAGAUGGUAUUGGGUUAGUUAGGUUACAUCUGGUUACUGUCCUGGGAAAACCGCUUAGAGAUGGCCUUCCAAGUGGUUUUAAAAUUUGCCCUUCUAUUGAAGUUUUUAGGUCAAUUAUGUAUGUUGACUAAAUUUAUAAAUAAACUUGUUUAUCCAACUAAGUGUCAAAAACCUAAAUUGAAUAUACAAAACUUUAAUACAAUCCUUUAGGUUCUUUGUGUCCUAGUGUUUGAGCUUAGAUUUCAUUCAGGUUUUGCUUGGUAGACAAAAACCUUUUAUUUACUAAGGUAAUUAUAGAAAGCAUGUAAACAACCCUUUGCUUUAAAAAAUGCCAUGAUAUUGCCAUAUUUGCAGUGUGGGCCUAAGAUAUAUUAAUAUGCUUUUCUGCUCUCCCCCCACCCCAUGGUGCACAGUCUCACAGAUGCAGAAUUCAUUGUUGGUCUAAGCCACCUUUUCAGUGUGAAACCAGUUUUCUUGAGUAGUGAUGGCCACCUAGUAAAGCAUAUUGUAUAAAUGUCAGCAAGACAUGGCCAUAAGAGCCACCAGUCAUUAAAGCAUAUGUUUGAAGCCAGUAGCUCUGUAGAAAGAAAACCUUGGCCUAUUAACGUUUUUUAAAGCAAAGCUGGACUAGUUUGAAAUUUAAGGGGCCUAGGAGAGGCUAGAGAGUGUAGCUGUCUUGGUAACUUGAGGCAGUCUUCUGUAUAGAAGAUGUAGAUGUCAAAGAAUCCAAUACAACACAAUGAACCUGUUUUCUAGGUGGGCCAUUAUAACCAGAUCUGUAACAAGCACGCCAAUUCUCACAAUUUCCUCAUGGUGUGCUUCUGAAUGACAUCCUAGACAGUGGAAUGUGCUGUGCUUCGCAGUGUCUGAAAACAAACAGCUGUGGUGAUAACUUGCUUAGUACCUGUGAUAACCCAAGUGAGUGUCGCUAGUGAACCUUCUCACCCAGCCUAUAUCCUGACAUGUAGAAGGUUCUUGGAUUUUAUUGGGCAGCUUGGAAUCUGCUGCUUAAAUAGUGUAACUUGCACUUCCACACUUGGAGCACACUUAACCCAGAAGGCAAAAUAUUUUUUGGUUCUAGGAAGCUGCCCAUACAGGAUAUCCUUGGGGUAAGGGCAAUGGAGCAGAGUCUGUAAGGAGAAAAGUAAAAGUUGGAGCUGGUGAAGGCAUCCUGUGCCCUUGAUGGAUGAGACAAAAAUAAAGUUUUUGAAGUUGA
Molecule: messenger RNA, 2932 nt
Organism: Microcebus murinus (gray mouse lemur)
Lineage: Eukaryota; Metazoa; Chordata; Mammalia; Primates; Cheirogaleidae
Gene: H3-3B
Product: H3.3 histone B
Cellular component (GO): nucleosome
Molecular function (GO): structural constituent of chromatin; protein heterodimerization activity; DNA binding
Source: RefSeq, a predicted model, not a curated record